Messenger RNA from Amaranthus tricolor (Joseph's coat), 2318 nucleotides. RefSeq names its product vacuolar-sorting receptor 6-like. Bases 111 to 2042 code for a protein of 643 amino acids. The transcript has 12 exons. Gene Ontology annotation, molecular function: calcium ion binding. NCBI's taxonomy places the organism in Eukaryota, Viridiplantae, Streptophyta, Magnoliopsida, Caryophyllales, Amaranthaceae. The record is from RefSeq and is a predicted model, not a curated record.
AAUUCUUCUAACUUAUAAGAAGUAAUUUCCAAGUCAACUCCAUAAAUUCUCCUAUAUUUACAAGCUUAACAAAAAGAAAAAGAUAUUGUGUAUUCAUAAAAACCAAAACCAUGAAUUGGGUAGUAAUGAUAAACAAAAACAAAUUAUUAUUAUUAUUAUUAAUAAUAUGUUUAUUAUUAUUAGAAUUAGGAAAUAUAAGUGUAAUAAAUGGGAGAUUUGUGGUGGAAAAAAAUAGUGUAACAGUGCUACAACCAUACAGUAUGAAAUCAAAACAUGAUGCUUCAAUUGCCAAUUUUGGAGUACCAGAAUAUGGAGGAUCAAUGGUGGCUUCUGUUGUUUAUCCUUCUCAUGGAUCUGAUGCUUGUAAACCUUUUCCUCAUAAUAAGCCUUUCAAAUCUAAUACUUCUACACCUACUAUUCUUCUUCUUGAUCGUGGAGAAUGCUAUUUUGCCCUGAAAGCAUGGAAUGCACAAGAAGCAGGAGCAGCAGCAGUAUUAGUAGCCGAUACAAUAGACGAGCCUCUAAUAACCAUGGAUUCCCCGGAGGAAAGCAGUGAUGCAGACGGGUUCAUAGAAAAGAUUGAAAUCCCCUCGGUUUUAAUAGACCGAGAAUUCGGAGAUCGCCUACGACAAGCCUUAAAGGGAGGAGACGAUGUUGUGGUAAAACUCGACUGGUCUGAGUCGAUGCCAAAUCCUGAUGGCCGGGUGGAAUAUGAGCUGUGGACUAACAGCAAUGACGAAUGUGGUGUCCGGUGCAAUGAGCAGAUCAAAUUCAUCAGCGACUUCAAGGGCCACGCGCAGAUUUUGGAGAAGUCGGGUUACACAUUGUUUACUCCUCAUUACAUAACAUGGUAUUGCCCGGAAGCUUUUCUUCUAAGUAGGCAGUGCAAAUCGCAAUGUAUAAACCGAGGAAGGUAUUGUGCACCCGAUCCUGAGCAGGAUUUCGGGGAGGGAUUUGAAGGGAAAGAUGUUGUGAUUGAGAAUUUGAGGCAACUUUGUGUGUAUCAAGUUGCUAAAUCUCAAAAUAGGUCUUGGGUUUGGUGGGAUUUUGUGUCUGAUUUCCAUAUUAGGUGUUCUAUGAAGGAUAACAAGUACUCUAGGAGUUGUGCCGAGGGCGUCUUGAAGUCUCUUCGUUUGCCUCUCGAUAAGAUUGAAAAGUGCAUGGGAGAUCCUGAAGCCAACCAAGACAAUGAAAUAUUGAAAAACGAACAAGACAAGCAGAUUGGAAAAGGAACUCGUGGUGAUGUUGCUAUUUUGCCUACACUGGUCAUCAACGAUGUACAAUACAGAGGCAAACUGGAGAGAACUGCCGUACUAAUGGCCUUAUGUGCUGCCUUCAAAGAGAAAACCGAUCCUCCACUUUGUCUAACCGCAGACAUCGAGACAAACGAGUGUCUUGAAAACAACGGAGGGUGUUGGCACGACAAUAAAGCAAACAUAACAGCCUGCAAGGAUACUUUUCGGGGGAGAAUUUGUGAAUGUCCUCUUGUCGGAGGUGUUCAGUACCAUGGAGAUGGUUAUACAACAUGUAAAGCUCAUGGACCGGGAAGGUGUACCAUAGACAGUGGCGGUUGCUGGUCGGAAACAAGGAAUGGAAAGACGUUCUCAGCUUGUUCAGUAUCAGAACUUUCGGGCUGCACAUGUCCGAAAGGGUUCAAAGGCGAUGGCCAUCAGUGUGACGAUAUUGAUGAAUGCAAGGAAAAGAGUGCUUGUCAAUGCCCUGAAUGUAGCUGCAAGAAUACGUGGGGCGGGUUUGAUUGCAAGUGCGGAGGGAGUCGCUUGUAUAUAAACGAGCAAGAUACUUGUAUAGAACGAAGCUCCUCAAAAAUGGGAUGGUUCUCGUCUCUCUUAGUCCUAGCAGCAAUCUUGGCUGGUCUCGGCUCAGCUGGAUACGUAUUCUACAAGUACAGACUUCGGUCUUACAUGGAUUCAGAGAUUAUGGCUAUCAUGUCUCAGUACAUGCCACUUGACAGUCAAAAUGCUAGAAAUGUUGAAGUACAUAACUCUGAGGUUGAACCUCUAAGCCUAGGAUCUUCAGUAUAAUUUUGUAAAUCAAAGUUUGAGUUUUUAUUGUCAUCAUAAUGUAUAUAAAUACUCCUCUGAUCUUGUCUGUCAGAAAGAUUACCAUUUGACAUAAAAAAAACUCUCACAUAAAUCAUAAUUAAGUUAAAUGGUGCAUUUGAGCUUUUCUCGAGGGACAGAGGGAGUAUAACGUAUAUACUCCUACUAUAUAGAGAUGAAAAUAGGUGAUAAUGUAAUAUAAAUACACAUUUUUCUUUUUUUUGUUAUAUAUAUUGAAAGUAACACGAGUGAUUCAGU